Messenger RNA from Stegodyphus dumicola, 1680 nucleotides. It is a transcript of the gene AsnRS-m, whose product is annotated as asparagine--tRNA ligase, mitochondrial. The record is from RefSeq and is a predicted model, not a curated record. Gene Ontology annotation, cellular component: mitochondrion. Lineage: Eukaryota; Metazoa; Arthropoda; Arachnida; Araneae; Eresidae. Gene Ontology annotation, biological process: asparaginyl-tRNA aminoacylation. Gene Ontology annotation, molecular function: nucleic acid binding; asparagine-tRNA ligase activity; ATP binding.
AUGGAAGUAAGCUCUACACGUCUGGGUUACCGGUGCGGUAUUAUGUAGCAAAUUCGUAAAUAGAAGUCAUGCUUCGCGCGAGUUGUGUGAUUAUUACCUCAUUCAAAGCAUUUUGUUCUUGUGUGUCUAAUUUAACUGUUAAAGAUAUUUUGUUAUCUAAACCAACAGAAACAAAAAUUGUUGCUCAGGGAUGGGUUAGAGCCAUCAGAAAACAUAAAAAUUUAUAUUUUGUAGACCUUGUUGAUGGAACAUGCCAUGAUAGACUUCAAAUUGUGAUUCCUGAAAAAUCUACAGAUAAGAACAACUCAUAUCCAGCAUAUGGGAGUUCUAUUAGAGUUGAAGGGUUACUUAUUCCAAGUACUCACAAAGGUCAGGAAGUUGAACUGAUUGCUGACACUUGGGAUACUCUUGGAUCAUGUGCAAAUGAUUAUCCAUUUGAAUACCGUCAAAAAUAUUCUGAAGAGUAUGUCAGACAGUUUCUCCACUUACGACCAAGGACCAGGAGAUUUUCAUCUAUCCUUCGAAUUGAGAAUCAUGCAGCAAUUGCUGUACAUAAAUUCUUUCAGGAUGAAGGAUUUUGCUUCAUGCGUACUCCUAUUAUUACACAAAAUGAUUGUGAAGGAGCUGGAGAAACAUUUUCUGUAAAAUGCCGAGAAAAGAAAUCUCAUUUAGAUAAACAAAAUAAUGAAAUUUUGAAAGAUGGGACCAAAAAAGAAGAGGAAAAGAUAGCUUUAAAUAAUCCAGUCCAAAGUAAGCCAGAAGAGUUUUUUAGCACACCAGCUUACCUUACUGUUUCUGGGCAACUGCAUUUAGAAGCAAUGGCAUGUGCAUUUACCAAAGUGUAUAACUUUGGGCCUGUUUUUAGAGCUGAAAAUUCACAGUCACGACUUCAUGCAAGUGAAUUUUAUAUGAUUGAAGCUGAGUGUGCAUUUAUUGAUUGGAUUGAUCAGUUAAUGCAGAUAGCUGAAAAAUGCAUCAAGCAAGUUGCACAUACAGUGGUAGAUAAUUGUGUCAAUGAAGUAAAAUUUAUUUCUCAAGAUAUCAGAGACCAUGAAGAGUACUUAAGAAGAAUAAUUGGAGAAUCUUUUGUACGGAUGUCAUACAAUGAUGCUAUUAAUAUAUUAGAAAACAACAAAGACUCACUAAGUGUACCAGUCAAGUGGGGUGAUGAUCUGUCUACUGAGCACAAGUUUUUCUUAGUUAAACAUUGUAAUAAUGUUCCUGUAUUUGUGUGUAUGUUUCCUUCAUCAUUAAAACCAUUUUAUAUGAAAUCAGAUGAAAAUGGAAUGGCACACUGUUUUGAUUUGUUUGCUGCUUAUGGUGGAGAAAUAUGUGGUGGAAGUUUAAGAGAAGAUAAUGAAGAAGUAUUGCAGAAAAAAUAUCCAUUUUAUGAAAAUGGUUCUUUAUUAUGGUACCUUGACCUACGAAAAUAUGGAACAGUACCACACGGAGGUUUUGGAAUAGGUUUUGAUAGAUUACUCCAAAGUAUUCUUGGUGUUCCAAAUAUUAGAGAUAUAAUACCUUUUCCAAGGAGGAAGUAUGAUUGUAUAUGCUGAUUGUAAUGCUAUAUUAUUUAUGUAUGUGUUCAUUUGUAUAAAAAAUUGCAACAGAGAAUUUUUUUCAAUAUAUUUGUUCUAAUCAUACAGAAAUAACUGCAAAUAAAUGCAAUAUUUCAAGAAA